Molecule: messenger RNA, 1681 nt
Organism: Helianthus annuus (common sunflower)
Lineage: Eukaryota; Viridiplantae; Streptophyta; Magnoliopsida; Asterales; Asteraceae
Product: serine carboxypeptidase-like 13
Exons: 14
Coding region: 84-1403 (439 amino acids)
Biological process (GO): secondary metabolic process; proteolysis
Molecular function (GO): serine-type carboxypeptidase activity; acyltransferase activity, transferring groups other than amino-acyl groups
Source: RefSeq, a predicted model, not a curated record
UGGCCUACCACAUCUAAAUAUCUAAUCCGAACAACUGAUAUUAUUCAAUCAUAUCUGUUGUUUAUCACUGCUCACUUGCUAAAAUGAUCAUGUACUGGUUUCUCACCAUCAUCCUCAUCAUCUGUUCUCAUGUUUCAACCUCAACUUCAGCAAAUUCAGCAGGGAGAGUAGAGUAUCUUCCAGGCUUCCAAGGACCCCUCCCUUUUUAUCUUGAAACUGGUUAUGUGGGUGUGGAUGAGAAUGAAGAUGUGCAGCUUUUUUACUACUUCAUUCGGUCCGAGUCGGAUCCCGAGCAUGAUCCUCUCAUGCUUUGGAUUACCGGCGGCCCGGGUUGUUCUUCCAUUACCGGCCUGUUAUAUGAGAUUGGUCCAAUUCAAUUUGAGGGUUGGCAAUAUAAUGGAAGCUUGCCCACAUUGACUUUGAUACCCACUUCCUGGACCAAGAUGGUAAGCAUAAUAUUCCUAGAUAUUCCUGUUGGUACUGGUUUUUCCUAUGCAAGAACCACACGCGCCUCGCAUUCCAACGACAUCCAACUUAGCGACCAUGCCUAUGAAUUCAUGAGAAAGUGGUUUGAAAGUCACCCAGAGUUCGUUUCUAAUCCAUUCUAUGUCGGAGGAGAUUCCUAUUCGGGAAUCCCGGUCCCAAUAAUCACACAUCUGAUAUCAGAUGGAAAUGAAGCCGGCAAUGAGCCUUACAUUAAUCUGAAGGGGUAUAUUCUUGGCAACCCUUUCACAUUUCCAGAACAAAGUAAUUACAAAAUUCGCUUCGCAAAUGGUAUGGGACUUAUAUCAGAUGAACUCUACAAGUCAUUGUUCCACACGUGUCGUGGAGAGUAUCGAUCAGAGUAUAUAAGCGCGAGCAACAUAGAAUGUCGUCAAAAUCUUGAGCUGUAUGAAGAGUGCAUAGAUGGGAUUGAAGAAAUGCAUGUUUUGGAACCUAAUUGUGGUCAUCCUAGGAAUCUAAUUAGAAUACCCACUCCGAAGCUGCUUAACGAGUUUAAGUGUUAUUUUUAUAGGAGUCAGCUGGUUAACUACUGGAUUCUUGAAGCCAGUGUUAGAGAAGCGUUGCAUAUUCGCGAGGGGACCAUAAGAGAGUGGACAAGAUGCGCCGAUUUGAACUUCACAAGCACACUUGAUGAUGUUAGACCAUACCAUCAAAACCUCAGCAUGAAAGGUUACCGCUCUCUGAUAUACAGCGGUGAUCAUGAUAUGGCCAUUCCCCACCAGUCAACUCAAGCAUGGAUAAGAGACUUAAACUACUUUGUCACCGAUCAAUGGCGAUCAUGGAAGCUUAGUGGUCAAAUUGCUGGGUAUACAGAAAGUUAUUCGAAUAUGAUGACGUUUGCUACCGUGAAGGCAAGGAACCCGAAUGUUCUUAUUUUGAGUGUAGAUAAAGACUAUUAAGAGCAUUCACAUCCAACCUCUCAUAUUUUAGCCUGGCGGUGGGCACACAGCUCCCGAGUACAAGCCUGAAGAAUCUUUUGCAAUGUUCAAGAGGUGGAUAUCUUACCAACCAUUAUGACCAUCAUUGCAUUUUACAAUGUUGAAAUAAUUUGAUAGUCGACAACCUAUGCAGCUCUUGUGUUGUUCUAUGUGUUGCCCGAUUAAUCAACAUAAUCGUUUUGGGUUUCAGUUUGUCUUAUUUCAUGAUAUGUUUAAUGGGUCUAACACAUUUGGGUCAA